Molecule: messenger RNA, 678 nt
Organism: Rotaria sp. Silwood1
Lineage: Eukaryota; Metazoa; Rotifera; Eurotatoria; Philodinida; Philodinidae
Source: the annotation of a GenBank genome assembly
AUGCAAGAAAAAGUAUUGAAAUCAAUUUUAUUAUUUUUUGAAGACCGUUCAGCAUUAUCCUAUGAUGAUAUUUUCGGUUCUGUGCUACAAGAAAUAGGUGAAAACAUGAUACGAAGUGUUGAAAGUAUCGUUGGUUUGUGCAUUUUACCUUGUUUUCAAAUAAUAAAAGAUGACAACUCUUCAUUAAUACAACUUAAAUCAAAUUUUAGAAAUUAUGAAAGUCUUCGUGGUGUUUAUGAUUCAAAAAUUAUUCAAAUAGCUAUGAUAUCUGGUUUUUAUACAACACCUGAACAAUGGUCAUUAUUAUUAUAUGGCGAUACACGACAUGAAUUAUUGAUGCAAUUAAUUAUAGAUAAAUUAUCAAGACCAAAUUCAUUUCCUAAACUAAUGGAAGAACUUGGAAAGGUUUUACGACGUGAUGGAUAUUCAACUAAAAAUUUAUUAUCUUUAGAAACAGAUUUUACACAUUUAUCAAAAAUUGAUACAGGAAAUCAUGAUAAACAAUAUAUGUCGAAUGAUAAAGAAGAAUUUGAUUGCAAUUGUGUGACCAUUAGAGUAACAUUAUCGUUGAUUAAACGAGUUUUAACAUGUUUAAUUAACUUUAAUAAGCAAAAAAAAGAUAAAAGUGAGUCAUUUUUUCUUUUAAUUUUUGAAUUAAUUUUUCUUUUGUAUCAUUGA